UAUCUUCUUUAGCCUGGAAUAGCAGUCCCUCUCAUUAUCCUCCUCAAUCUCCGAUCACCAAAACUUUUCAAGUGAUUUUCUUUUAUCUCCUUGAAUUAUUCUACCAGAAAUUAAGCUCCCCUUCUCUUCCAAAGAAAAUGGCAAGUGUCAGGCAUCAAAACUUUGAAUCCAAUUUUAGCCACUUCAGCCAUGUCCACUCUCUCAAGCUAGCAACUAAGUUGUUAGCCCCAGUAUGUUUCUUUUCUGUCAUAUUUUCUUAUUCUUCUCUGCUUCCUUUCAUAUCCAACUUCAUGCAAUUCCCUAGCUUCAAUAUUGACAAGAACUACGUGUUCCUCCUCUGCAAUGGCAUUCUAGUUUUGAUUGUCAAGAACUCUGUUCUCAAAAUCAGCGAUUCUCAUCUAGACAGCAGUGCCAACCUCUAUGGAGAACAGAACAUGAAGAGCGGAUACAGUCCGCAUAAACUAGUUGAAGUAUCAGAGAUCACGAAGCCAGCAUUGGUCGCAGAGGAAAAGGUUGUCGUGGAAGUGGAAGAAGUACGAGAAGAUGAACAAGGAGGUCAUGGGAUCAUUGUUGUUUAUGAAGAUGAAGAGGAAGAGGAAGAGGAAGUAAUUGGGUUGCUUAGUACAGAGGAAUUGAACAAGAAAUGUGAUGAUUUUAUAAGAAAGAUGAAAGACGACAUCAAAUUUGAAGCUCAACAACUUAUCAUGGUUCGAUAUUAAUCAUGGUUGAAACAUAAAAGAACUAAAGACUUCCUAGCUAUAUGAUGCCUAUGACUAGUCUGUUUUUCAUUUUCUUUGCAUAAUUUCUUAUCUCCCUAACUUCGAUUUUCUCCGGAAAUCUCCUGCUCGGCAGUCUAUAGUUUCCGGUAGGUUAAUUUUACUGCUGAGACGUGCUCAAUUCAAAAGCACUAGGCUUGUUAGCCAUUGUUUACUGCUUUCUUCUUCCAAUAUAAUCAGUUCUAUUAUUUUUC
Molecule: messenger RNA, 970 nt
Organism: Populus trichocarpa (black cottonwood)
Lineage: Eukaryota; Viridiplantae; Streptophyta; Magnoliopsida; Malpighiales; Salicaceae
Exons: 1
Coding region: 138-719 (193 amino acids)
Source: RefSeq, a predicted model, not a curated record